AAUGAAUUAAGACGGAUUCGAAAACUUUGAUGAAGGUACUAAUUCUAAAUUAACAUUUAUAGACAUAAUAAGCAGUAGACCCUUAGAUCAUUUUCAUUAACAGAAUCAAACGCCUACAUUAAAGAAUUUCAAUUUUCUUGUUGUUUAAAAAAUGAAUGUUGAGGGACCUAGCAUAAUGCAAAAAUACAUCGUUGAGCCACUUUAACAGGCUGGUUAGACAGCAGUUGAAGUAGAAUUCACAUAAUAAACCAUAGGGCACAAAAAAUGCUCUCUUUCAACUCCCGAAAUGGUUUAAAUGGGGAGCGUCUGAAUUAAUCAAUAAAUUAUCAUCUUCUUUCCACAGAGCUCCAGAGGAAAAACAACCAGAACCACAGCAGAAUUAAGUAUAACCUGAAAACCCACCUCCCGAAGAUAAUAUUGAUGAUAUUCCUGUUGUAUUUGUUGUUCCAAAGGAAAUUUUGGAAGGACCGAUCGCUGAUAGAUUGAGAUGGAUCGAUAAACACAGGGAUAACUGCGAAGUCUUCAUUCCUCUAGAAAAACCAUUAAAGUACCAACUCUUUUUAAAUCAAGAUUGAACAAUUUCAAUGGAAUUCGCAGUUCCUCCUCUUCCUCCAGUAGUCCUGACGAUUGUGAUUUCGAAGUUAGAAAAAUUUCAUAAGAAUUCAAAUCUUAAUACACUACCUCUGAAUUGUUCCCAUCCACUUAAAGUAUGAAGUCAAAGUUGAUGGAAUCAAACAAGAAAUUCAUCAUGUCCUAAGAAGAUUAUAGGCUUAUAACUUAAUAGAAUACUGAAAAUUAAAAUUAAGUCGAACCUUAAAAUAUUUUACUUUAUCCAUUUUUAGGAGAUUUGAUCCCAAAAGAAUAGGUUUUAGAACAAAUUAAAAAGUACUAAUUUUAACAAUCAUCUUUUACUAUGAUUUAACCAGAUAUGUAAUAGAUAUAAACUGAAUAAAUUCCUUAAUAGGAUCAAUUUAAUUAAAAUACUCAAAACUAAUUUGUCCCUCUCUAAUUGAAUGGAUAACCAUUUGAAAUUACUUAACAGCAAUAAUAGCAAUAGUAAUAAUAACAAUAAUAAUUAUAAUAACAAUAAAAAAAAUAAUAAUAUAUAUAAAUAGAAGAAUAAGAUUAAGAAUAACAAUUAGAAGUUAUGUUAGAAGGUUGA
This is a messenger RNA of Paramecium octaurelia, 1162 nucleotides long. The record is from the annotation of a GenBank genome assembly. Lineage: Eukaryota; Ciliophora; Oligohymenophorea; Peniculida; Parameciidae.